GUGAUUCUGUGAUAUCAGUCAGUCAGCAGCCAGUUGUCAUUGUUGUCAAUUUUGUGUAAUCUCUGUUGUUAUCACAUUGAUAAACUCGCAUAUUAGAAUAAAACAUACAACCUUAUGUUAUUUAUCAGAAACUGACAAUAAUAUUAAUUUGUUUAUAACAAAUGAAAAUGUUUUCCUAAAAUUAGAAUUUUGUGAACGAAUAUGGAACACAACAGCGCUGAUAGUUCUCCUACCUCUCCAUCAAAAAAGUUUCCUGAAAUCACAGACUACCAGUUGGAUCUCCCAGCAUGGAGUGUGAACAGUCUGAAGGCUAUAGCUAUCCAGCAGCGCCUGCCUCGUCCCCGGAGCCUUGCAUGGGCCAUCUUACUGAAUGCCCUGCCUCCCCCAAACAUGGAUAUUGUAUCCAGUCUAAAAUCUCAUAGAAACUACUACAAUGAUUUGAGCGACAAGCUGUCAAUGGACCCAAGGGCAGUCAUUGGAGAUGACCCUCUCUCACAGGAUGACGAGAGCGUAUGGAAACAACAUUUCUGUGAUAAUGAGCUGAAAACUCUGAUACUGCAAGAUGUGGUCCGCAUCUUAUUCUUCUGGGCACGUUCCCACGCAAACGUGGGUUAUAGACAAGGCAUGCACGAGAUCCUAGCACCAGUGCUCUUUGAACUGUACCUAGAUAGGAAAUUUGCACCUGAUGGAUUAGGGGAUAAGUUAAAAUAUAUACUAAAGGAAGACUGCUUAGAACACGAUAGCUAUAUGCUUUUCAGUGCAAUAAUGAAAGGCUUAGAAAGGUUUUACACGACGGGUGACAUCGUGCCUACAUCGUGUGGAAGAUUACCCACCGCUAAAAUGUCUCAUAAUCCAAACGAAGUGAUAAGAUAUUUGGAUAAAGUGAGAGAAGAAUUUCUAGUGCCUCUCGAUCUAGAAUUAUCUGUACAUCUAGUUGACUGCAAUAUAUCUAUGGAGCUAUUUGGAAUACGAUGGCUACGACUGUUAUUUGGUCGAGAGUUCCCAAGGUCUGAGAUUCCCAAUCUGUGGGGAUUUUUGUUUGCUGACGGACCGAUGUUCCCGAAUCUACACUACGUCAUCAUCGCCAUGCUAAUCUCUAUGAGAAAUACAUUAUUGGACCCGGACCCGGGAGUGAUCCUGUCCGCACUGAUGCGUCCAGUGUGCCUGUGCGUGGGGUACGUGUGUGCGCUGGCGCUGCACCUGCGCGCCCCGCUGGAGUACCCGCGCCCGCCCGUACGGCAGGAAGUCGUCAAUCACACGAACGCGGAAACCGCAGAAACAGAGCCUCGUUCCUGGCGUGAAGUGGAGGCCCGGGCUGGGUCUGAGUCAGGGUCCGAAGGAGUGGCGGAAGGCGCCGACGUGGCGCGCGAGCUGGCCGCGCUGGCACUCGUCCGCGCGCAGCUGCCCGCCGCCGCCGCCGCACUGGCGCGCGCACUGCCGCGCCCCCCGCCUGCCGUCCAGCAACCACUGCAGCAAAUACUGCAGCUCGCUGCGUUACUCCAAUGCCGCAAUCACGCCUUAAUAGAUGUGGAAACUGCAUUAGAGGCCGCUGAAGGUCAAACAACAGAGAAGGUAGGUCGUCGUCAACUGGUACCCGUCGCCAUGAUACAUAAACAACAGCAGAAACCGAAUAUAAAACCUUUGAACAAAGUGAAAGAAGUCCCAUUAAAGGUGUUUCAUCAGGGGGAGAGUGUCGCUAGUGAUCUCCCAUUCUUGGACCCCCUGCGUUUAAGGACAGAGUGACUAAUUAUGUUGUACAGUUAUUACCAUUAAUUUUAGAAGGUAAACAGAAUACCGAUUUGUAAGACCAACCAUUUGAUGAGGGCUAACGUGUUCACAAGAUAGCGCUCGUAAAGUAUUUUUGUGUCCAAUAGAGAAUGAGCUAGUAAACCAUUGGACAUACAAUUUUUGACAGCUACAGUGAUUGGACAAACAUGCCUAUUGCUAUACGAGCGCCAUCUGUUGAAUGAAACAACGAGACUCGUUGCCAAGCUUGACUUCAUAUCUUAUGAAUGCAUUCUUGCUUUAAGAAGAAUAUAUGAUGAUAAUGACACGACCUUAAGGCAAUUUCUCUGCUCCUUUGAAAUCGGUUGUUCAGUGUUUUAGAAUAAUUUAAUUCAAUUUCUUCUGAAUGGUAUCUUCAUGUAGCUAAAAUGAAUCUUUGUAAUGUUUAAUACUCGUUUUGUAUAAACUUUUCUUAUUCUUCUCUAUACUGUAAGCUAAACGUGUUUUAAUGUUUGUUAAGUAUAACUAUCUUAAUUACUUUAAAUAUUUCUCUACUAUUGCCGUUACGGAUCAUACUGUUUUUUUUUAAUGUUUCAUUGACCUUAUUUUUUAAGGAUUUUAAGAUAAUAUAUGCUGGUGCACUCGAAAUAGCUUCUAAUUAUUAUUUAGGUUUCAUUGAUUUAUUGCCAUUGCAAUAACUACAAAGUGAUUGAAUGUCUGACCUUAAACU
This is a messenger RNA of Spodoptera littoralis (African cotton leafworm), 2455 nucleotides long. The record is from the annotation of a GenBank genome assembly. NCBI's taxonomy places the organism in Eukaryota, Metazoa, Arthropoda, Insecta, Lepidoptera, Noctuidae.